Angiostrongylus costaricensis is the source of this 1257-nucleotide messenger RNA. The record is from the annotation of a GenBank genome assembly. Lineage: Eukaryota; Metazoa; Nematoda; Chromadorea; Rhabditida; Metastrongylidae.
AUGUGCACCGCAUUUCGCACGUGCAAAGAAGAAUUCACCUGUAAUGACGAUGGGUACUUCACAUUCAGCAGUACAGAACAAAUAUCAGCAUUCGUUGCGUGUUUUCAGAAACGUGUUGAGGAUUUGGUCAAUGAACAGCGUUUAUCGUGUGGGUUUAUUGAGCAGGGAAACCCGUCGGCUCCAGUGCUGAAUCGUAGCUUACAUGUUGACUACAUCACGAAAAGUCUGCGGGAGGUCGGUUGCGGAUACAGUGGAUUGGACGCGAGUCGAACCUGGAUGUGCUACUGGGGACUGCACAGUCUGAACAUUCUGGGCGCCCCUCCUUCGCACUUUCAAAAAGCCGAAAUCCUAGCAUUUCUGAAGACGUGUCAGCAUCCGGACGGAGGCUUUGGAGGUGGACCUGGUCAGUAUGCGCACUUAGCUCCUACGUAUGCAAGCGUCAUGGCCUUGGCUUCUCUGCAAAUGGAGGAUGCUCUUUCAGCAAUCGAUCUGUUCGUAAACAUUCAAUCGUUCUACAAUUACACAUACCAAUCGCUCUCCCGUUUCCUCCAUCGAAUGAAGCAGCCGGACGGUUCGUUCACGAUGCACGGCGGUGGCGAGGCUGAUAUCCGGGGGACGUACUGCGCUCUUGCUGUGGCUGCGCUCUGUGGCCUACUGAGCGAUGACCUCAAAAACGGAGUUGCAGAGUGGAUCAUUAGGUGUCAGACGUAUGAAGGAGGAUUUGGUGGCGAACCAUUUGCUGAAGCUCAUGGUGGCUACGCUUACUGUGGUGUUGCUUCGCUUGUGAUUCUUGACAGGUACCGCUUGGCUGAUUCGGAAUCGUUUUUGCACUGGCUAGUGAAGCGACAGAUGCGCUUCGAAGGCGGUUUUCAAGGACGUACGAAUAAGUUGGUGGAUGGAUGUUACAGUUUCUGGCAAGCGGCAAAUUUUCCACUUGUGGAUGGCGAAAUGGCGAGAGAGGGUCGUUUGCCAACUGAUGGAUUAUUUGACGCCAGAAUGUUAGAAGAAUAUAUUCUAACAUGUUGUCAGGACGAAAGUGGUGGAAUGCGUGAUAAACCUGGCAAAUCUCGAGAUUUGUACCACACAUGUUACGUUCUCAGUGGUUUGGCUAUCGCUCAGAUGUAUUCAGCAUCGCGUGAACCCGAUGGGAUCUUUGGAGGAAGUCAAAAUAACGUUGACUCGAUCAAUCCUGUGUUCAAUCUGACUACCCUUAGCGAACAAUUUGCAAUCAGCUUCUUCAGUGAACGCAGUCGUUGA